AUGGACACUAAAAAUGGAUCACAAGCCAAAAACAAUCUACCAGUGCAAUAUCCAAUAAUAAUUGGUCGGUUCAUUCUCAAGAAAAUGUUCCGAAAAGAUGCCUCUUCAAAGUCGUCUAAAAGUAAAACACCAUACAUACCCUCACAGUAUCCAACUACUUCCGACAAACCCUCAUCAUUAAAGUCGUCGUCGUCACGCCCGUCUUCUCAUUCUGCAAAAUCAAAAUCUCAUCGCUUGAAUUUUCUCACUGGGCGGUCCUCAUCUUCCCAACCUAAAUCGCUAGUCUGGACGUUAUGGAACGUAACGCUCAACCUUCAUGUGAAUGAUAUAUUUGGGUUUGGUACUUUGGGCAAUGCUUUGAUUACUCUAGCUACAGCACAUUUCAGUUUUCUAGAGAGACAACCGCCAUUCAUAAGGUGGAGUAUCAUGAUGUGGGAAAUGGCAAUCGUUACUAUAUGUGUAGUCUAUAUUGGGCGACUAGUCGAUAUAGUUUUGGUUUUUGUGAAUAUUAUGAACGAUGGAGUAAGAGGAGUUGCUAGUAUAUUUGUUGGAGUUGUAUACCAUGUUGGCAUGUUGUUUAGCGUGGGUUUGUAA
Messenger RNA from Paraglomus brasilianum, 594 nucleotides. The record is from the annotation of a GenBank genome assembly. NCBI's taxonomy places the organism in Eukaryota, Fungi, Glomeromycota, Glomeromycetes, Paraglomerales, Paraglomeraceae.